Microcebus murinus (gray mouse lemur) is the source of this 5341-nucleotide messenger RNA. RefSeq names its product stanniocalcin 2 (gene STC2). Gene Ontology annotation, molecular function: hormone activity. Lineage: Eukaryota; Metazoa; Chordata; Mammalia; Primates; Cheirogaleidae. Gene Ontology annotation, biological process: intracellular calcium ion homeostasis. Gene Ontology annotation, cellular component: extracellular region. The record is from RefSeq and is a predicted model, not a curated record.
GGCGGGGACUUGGGGGAGGGGCGAGGGCGAGCCACACCGCUGCAUGCCCGGGACACUGGUGGCAGCGCUCGCGUCCCCGCCCUCCCCAGCCCUGCGAGACCACCAAGCUGCGCCGUCGGGUUGACAAGGCCGGGAGCAGUUCCUGUCCCUGGCUCGGCGCGGGGGAGACGUGAGCGUGCACACGUACACACACAGCAGGGGAAGAGGCGCUCCAAGCGGCGCCCAACUUUCUCUCAGCUUCUGCAGGCCAGGGGAGAAAGCAGCUGGGAGCAGUCCAACCCUGGCCGUGCUUGGGGAGGGGGUCGAACAAGAAGGGAGAAAAGAUGGAGAGAAUUUCCCCUCUCUUUUUUUCUUUGUUUGCACCCCUUCCAUCCGAUGACUCUAGAGUAAAGGGAACCUGAAGCGGAGCGGCAAGUAGCGCUUUGGGAAAAUGCAAGAGUGUGUUUGGAGACGCGAAGUUGCCUUUCAAGCUCUGGCCUCCGGGCACGCGAUGCUCCGCGGCGGGCUGACUCAGGGCUGUCUGGGCCUCCCUGCCACCCUCCUGGAAAUGAUGCAAGUCUGACUGUCACCUGGAUCCCUGCAGCCCAGCGUGGAAUCCGUCUGGGUUGGGGGAGGGCCGAGAAACGACACCCCAGGUGUUGCACGGCCCACCAAAGCAGAAAGGGCUGUUGCUCAGGCCAAAUACUAUAUCUACUGCUUCUGCGCCUAUCUUCAAUCGUGCUUUAUUUUUUUUUUAAUGCAGAGUGUCACAACGCUAGGAAUUCCCAUACGUGCUCAGUUGGCCCACAGCAUCUCUGUGCCCAGGAAACUGCUCCAAAAAAGGCCUCGGAGCUGGGAAUCUCACUAAAUUGGAAAAGGUGGAAAGAAACUUUCCCAGCCCGAUGCGGUGUGAUGCGAGCCAGGGACCUGGAAGACGCUGUCCCAGAGCAGUCCGCCCCACUUGCCCUUCUCCAGCUGUAACUAGCGCUGGGAUUCGCUUCUGUAACGAGUGCCGAAGUCCGUGCGGCCAUUGCCCGGGAGCCCCCGCACACGCGCGCGCAUCUCCGGCCGCGCUCGCACUCACACGCGCACGCGGACGCCCGGGCCGCCAGGUCUGCAACUUUGUCGGGCGCUCCCAGCGGCGCUCGGCUUCCUCUCGUAGUAGUUGGGCGCAGGCCCCGCCUCCCGGCCGUGUUGUCAAACGGGCCGGGGUCCCGGAUUGGUCCAGCCGCCGGGACAACACCUGCUCGACUCCUUCAUUCAAGUGACACCAGAGCUUCCAGGGAUAUUUGAGGCACCAUCCCUGCCAUUGCCGGGCAUUCGCGGCGCUGCUAACGGCCUGGUCACAUGCUCUCUGGAGAGCUACGGGAGGGCGCUGGGUAACCUCUAUCGGAGCCGCGGCCGCGAGGAAGAGGGAAAAGGCAAGCUAGGAGGAAGAGUGGGAGGAGGAGGGGAAGCGGCGGAGGAGGAAGAGGAGGAGGAGGAGCAGGAGGGGAGCACAAAGAAUCCAGGUCUCCCGGCGGGAGGUUUAUACCAAGAACCAUGUGUGCCGAGCGGCUGGGCCAGUUCGUGACCCUGGCUUUGGUGUUGGCCACCUUCGACCCAGCGCGAGGGACCGACGCCACCAACCCUCCCGAGGGUCCCCAAGACAGGGGCUCCCAGCAGAAAGGUCGCCUAUCCCUGCAGAACACAGCGGAGAUCCAGCACUGUUUGGUCAACGCUGGCGAUGUGGGGUGUGGCGUGUUUGAAUGUUUCGAGAACAACUCUUGUGAGAUUCGGGGCUUACAUGGGAUUUGCAUGACUUUUCUGCACAACGCUGGAAAAUUUGAUGCCCAGGGCAAGUCGUUCAUCAAAGACGCCUUGAAGUGCAAGGCCCACGCCCUGCGGCACAGGUUCGGCUGCAUAAGCCGGAAGUGCCCGGCCAUCAAGGAGAUGGUGUUCCAGCUGCAGCGGGAGUGCUACCUCAAGCACGACCUGUGCGCGGCCGCGCAGGAGAACACGCGGGUCAUCGUGGAGAUGAUACAUUUCAAGGACUUGCUGCUGCACGAACCCUACGUGGACCUCGUGAACUUGCUGCUGACCUGUGGGGAGGAGGUGAAGGAGGCCAUCACCCACAGCGUUCAGGCUCAGUGUGAGCAGAACUGGGGGGGCCUGUGCUCCAUCCUGAGCUUCUGCACCUCGGCCCUGCACCGGCCGCCCACGGUGCCGCCCGAGCGCCAGCUCCAGGUGGACAGAGCCAGGCUGCCCCGGGCCCACCGCGGGGAAGCGGGCCAUCGCCUCCCGGAGCCCGGCAGUAGGGAGGCCGGCCGAGGUGCCAAGGGCGAGGGAGGUAGCAAGAGCCACCCAAACGCCCAUGCCCGGGACAGAGCCGGGGGUCUCGGGGCCCAGGGACCUUCUGGAAGCAGCGAGUCGGAGGAUGAACAGUCCGAGUAUUCUGAUAUCCGGAGGUGAAACGAAAGGCCUGGCCACGAAAUCUUUCCUCCACGCCGUCCAUUUUCUUAUCUAUGGACAUUCCAAAACAUUUACCAUUAAAGAGGGGGGACGUCACGCAGGAUUUUGUGGGGCUUGUGGACUUCAUGAAGGUGUAUGUUAGCGGAAUGAACAGGUGAGGCGGGGACUCUGGGGCAGCGAGGUCUCGGUGGUGCCUGGCGGAAUCUGCCCUCCUGAGCGGGAGCGUGCGGCGCCCUCCUGGCCACUUGUCUUCCUUCCAUGCACAGGGCCAGUGGGGGGCAGCUGCUCUGCGGUGGGGGAGGGGCGGGGGCAGGCCCACCUGGGCUGGACCACACAGUGGGCGCUGGGCCCCACCCGGAGCUCCUGGUGCAGCAGCUCCUGGUGCUGUCUCCCUGGAGGUCGCGGCAGCAGUGAAUGCGAAGCUAUCACCGGAAUGCAGGGCAGGCUGGAGAGGAGGCAGGGCCCGAGGGGUGCUUGGUGCCAAACCAAAAUUCGGUUUCUUGCAUGGGACCUUGCAGUGCAGAGCUGCUCAGGGGGUGGGGGGACGAGUGUAAUGUCUAUGUGUAACUUCUGAGCCAUUGUUCUGUCUGGGGGACACUGUCCAAGGAAGUGGCCCCGGAGUUUAUAUUUUAACCACUGCUUCAAAUCUCAAUUUCACUUUUUUAUUUAUCCAGUUACAUCUACAUAUCUGUCGUCUAAAUAAAUGGCUUUUAAACAAAGCAACUGGGUCAUUAAAACCAGCUCAAAAGAGGGGGGAAAACCCCCAGCCCAUCCUUUGGGGCUGAUUUUGUUUUGUUUUGUUUUUGUCUUAAGUCCUAUUUAAAAAGGAAUCAAACAGCAGUGUGGCUGUACAUCUGACCUCCUAACUUGGGCCCGUACCCACUUGGGGCAAAUCUUCUCCCCAGGGAAAAGGCACACAGGAAGGAUACCUUUGACAGAUUGCCCUUAGAACUCUGUCUUCUCACCUUGACCACCAGCCAAGAUCGAUAAGGCACCUUACUGGGGAUCCUGUGAGGCCCAGUUGGAAACCCGACUUCUCCGUGCUAGAGCAUGGGAAAGGGGAGAAGAGGAUGAAGACUACUUUGCAAUUCCCAUUAGGAAAUGCUGACCUUUUGCAUAAAUGGAGGAGACUGCUGCAAAUCUCUAAGGGACAGGAUUUUCCAGAUCCUAAUUGGAAAUUUAGCAACGAGGAGUCAAAGUGGACAAAAGAAAGGCAGAGAGAAGAGAUGGAGCUUAAAAUACAAGGAAGGGAGGGAGAGGAUUAUCAUGGAAAAUGUCAGCAGUGGAUUUAUUGUGGUUACGUAAAACAUCUCAUAGAUAGGCCUUUUUUUUUCCUAAAGGCUAUCAAAUUAAAGCUUGUCCUUUCUCGAAGCCAGUCUCAAAUGGGAGCUGUAUUGUGGGGGGGGGGGGGGAGGCGUUCUUAGCCAGCCCUCCUGGAGCGGGUCGGCUCACUUUUGCUGUAAAGGACCAGACAGCAAAUGCUGUACUUUUCAGUUUGGCAGACCACGAGGUCUCUGUCGAAACUACUCAACUCUGCCAUUGUAGCACAAAAGCAGCCAUAGACAGCACAUAAACGAAAGGGCUUGGCUCUGCUCCAGUAAGACUUUAUUUAACAGGCCAGAGACCAAGAAGUUAAAUGUGUCUGCUCUAAAAUGACUUGUUCUAGGGAAUAGCGUUACCCAAAGCUCAGCUAGCAUUUAUAUGCCCCAAAUCCAACCCCAAUCUUCCACGGUCCAUGUUGGGAAAAACUCAUCUGGGGGAAGGGAACGUGCCAGGAGACGCACCCAGCAAGAGCUGGGGCUGCAGCGAGCGGAGGAGCUGGUGCACUUAAUCCAGCUCUGCCUCAGGGGGAGGAGGACCUGCGCGUCCGGCUCUGCCAUGGGAACCAGGCUGUCCCCUGCGCGGCCACUGCAGCGCAUUGACUGUUUCACUCACAUCACUCAAAAGCUAAAGCAAUAACAUUCUCCUCACUGCUGAGUCAGCAGUCCAUUUGUUCUCCAGCUCCUGGACUGGACGUGUGAAAGGCAUCACUUUUAUAUUUUCCUCCGUGUAAAUGUUUUAUGUGUUCGCCUACUGAUGUCCCAUUUGUUGCUUCUAUUGUAAAUAUUUGUCAUCUGUAUUUAUUACCUCUGUGUUUCCCCCCCUAAGGCAUAAAAUUGCUUACCAUGUUCAUUUGAACCUAUUUGCUGAUCUCUGUUGUGUAUUUUUCAUGCCACUGACUUGUUUUUUUCUCAGAAGUCAGAUAGAUAUAUCAUUUCAUUCUGGUUCCUAAUGUUACCAGAAGCAUACAAGAGUAUUUAUUGCUUAGAUUCUUCUACUCAAAACCGAAGAAAGUCCAAAUUCCUGUUAGCAAUGAUUUGGGGCAUUUGCACAAUCUAAAAUGUAAGCAAAGUAGUCAUUAAAAAUAGACCCUGUGCUUGGGUUUCAUGCUUCAUACAGAUUUAUCACAAGCCUUCCUUUGAGGAAGGUGCAGAUCUCCAAAUAAAGACAUGAUGUUUAUUUUGAGCUUUGCAUCUUAACGAGAUGAUCUGAACACCUCUCCUUUGCAUCAGUAAAGAGCCCUGUGAUUCUGACAUGAGAGGCCAAGUAUAUAAAAUGCUGACACUAAAACUAAAUAAAUAGAAACUACCAGCCCAGAACUGCAGUCAUACUUUGAGACUCACACACACAAAGGGAGAGAUUCAAACUCAAACCAAGCAAGAGGCUUUUGCUAAACAACAUGGAAAAACAAUGCUUCCAGUGGCCGCUUCCUAAGGAAGAACAACAGCCCCGUCUGAUCUCAGAGUUGGCACCGCGCGAGCUUGCUAAGUCAUAGUAUCUGUUUCUGUUCUGGAUUUAGGCAACAGGACCUGUGCGUUGACACACUGCAUUAUUUUUCUUCAAGCAUUAAUAAAGGUUUUAAAUAAAUGGC